Molecule: messenger RNA, 1825 nt
Organism: Durio zibethinus
Lineage: Eukaryota; Viridiplantae; Streptophyta; Magnoliopsida; Malvales; Malvaceae
Product: AAA-ATPase At3g28610-like
Molecular function (GO): ATP binding; ATP hydrolysis activity
Source: RefSeq, a predicted model, not a curated record
AGCCAAAGAGUAUAGUGUUUCAUACCCCAAAUUUUCCCUGACAGGAGAAAGAAAGAUGGUAAUUGGAGAGUCAUGGGCUCAAAUAGGAUCAACCAUUGCUGGUUUGAUGUUUGCUUUAGCUACAUUACAACAGUUUUUCCCUCUCCAACUUCGAGUCACUCUUGAACAGUUUGUUUUAGCCACCCUUCAGCAGUUUUCUUUUGUCCAAAAGUUUUGUGAUAAGUUGGUUAAUUUUUUCUCACCAUAUAUCACGAUCACAUUUCCUGAAUACUCUGGUUACUGGAGCAACCAAGCUUACACUGCCAUUGAAACAUAUGUUGGGGCCAGAUCAACCACCGAAGCUUCACAGCUCAAAGGUAGCCUGAUCAGAAAUAGUAAGGCUCUUGUCCUGACAAGAGAUGACAGGAAGGUCUCUGAUGAAUUUGAUGGGGUCAAGGUCUGGUGGGUUUCAGGCUCUUCCACUUCUACUAGUUCCGAGGACAAGUAUUACCAGCUCAUCUUCCAUAGACGUCACCGUGAUUUGAUCACAGGGCCAUACCUGGAUUAUGUUCUGGAAGAAGGCAAGGCGAUCGAGGCCAGGAAUAAGCAGAGAAGGCUUUACACCAAUAAUCCUAGUGAGAACUGGAGUUCUUACAAGAAGAACUUGUGGAGUGACAUACCUUUUGAGAACCCUGCAACAUUUCAGACAUUAGCAAUGGAUCCUAAGAAGAAGGAAGAAAUCAUCAAUGACCUGGUAACAUUUAGUAAAGGAAAAGAUUAUUAUACCAAGCUUGGGAAGCCUUGGAAACGAGGGUAUCUCCUCUAUGGUCCACCUGGAACCGGUAAGUCCACCAUGAUUGCUGCCAUGGCUAAUCUUUUGAAUUAUGAUAUCUAUGAUCUUGAGUUGACAACAGUUAAAAACAACACUGAGCUCAGGAAGCUAUUGACUGAAACAUCAAGUAAGUCUAUAAUUGUGAUUGAGGAUAUAGAUUGCUCCCUGGAUGUAACUGGUCAGAGAAACAAGGAAAGAGCAAAAAGCAGUGAAAAUUUGGGGCAUGAUCUGAAUUGUAAAAGAGAGAAGGAAUCUGAAAAUGAAAAGACCAGUAAAGUUACACUCUCUGGACUAUUGAAUUUUAUUGAUGGUACUUGGUCAGCUUGUGGAACUGGCAGGAUCUUAGUGUUCACUACUAAUCAUGUAAACAAGCUUGAUCCAGCUCUAAUUCGCCGAGGGCGAAUGGAUUUGCAUAUUGAGCUGUCAUAUUGCAGUUUUGAAGCAUUCAAGACACUAGCCAGGAAUUACUUGGAUCUUGAUUCACAUGACUUGUUUGAAAACAUUGGCAUUUUGUUGAAGGAAACAGACAUGACUCCAGCUGAUGUUGCAGAGAACUUGAUGCCAAAGCGUGAGAAGAAAGAUCCAGAUUCUUGUUUAGAGAGCCUGAUUCAAGCUCUUGAGGUUGCCAAAGAAAAUGCAAAGUUGAAAGCUGAUAAAGGAAAGGCACUCAAGGUCAAGAAAGAAGGAAGAACCAAUAAAUUUUAUACUGGUUUGAUUAAGAAAAGAUGGCUGUUCUAGGCUUAAUUGAUGACUCCAAUCAGAUUAAAAAUUUAGUUAAUUUCAGCUUCUCAUGUUUAGUGUUUUUGCAUAUUUCAUUCUGGCUAGGCUUAAAAUUGACUAUGAACAUAUGCGAGCUAUAUAUCAAGUAAAAAAAACGAUAACCUUUUCCAUUAUGUUGAUAUUUUGUCAUUUCACAAACAGAUUUGUGCCAGUGAAAAGGCAGGGUGAAUAUGAUUCCAAAAGCUUUAGUGAUAGAAUUACACUUGUCUCCAAAAACAGAUGGUCUGAUUUGCC